GACCAGCAGCGCACAGUGCAACAGAGUCCCGCUGAUGUGCAAUGCCUCGUUUUACUGUGCACAUCCGCGAUGAGUGGCUGGCAGUGCCAUGCCGGGACACCUCCAACACCAUCAGGUGGCUCGCACACGAGGCGCUUAAACGCUACAUUAAGAACAAACCGGACAACGGCGGCAUCACGGCGGUGAAGGACACUCGGUUCGUGGCGCGAAGGUGCCAGAGUUCGGGUUUGCUGGACGCGGAUGACACCAUCGAGGAUGUACUGGAGGAUAACGACUUUGUCGAGCUGGCCAUAGACGGGGAUACCAUGUCUCCUGACUUCAUCCCGUGUGAGGCUGGAGUUUCUCAUCUUACAGCAGCAUACAGAGAACCUGAAGCCUAUCUCUCCCUGGAUGGCAACAGCCUGACAUCCACAGAUUUGGUCAACCUAGGCAAGGGAAUGUACAAGAUAAAGCUGACUCCAGAGGCAGAGAAAAAAGUUGUGCAAUCCAGAGACCUUUUGGACCGCAUUGUCAAAGAAAACAAAGUUGUCUAUGGAAUCACAACAGGAUUUGGAAAAUUUGCCCGAACUGUCAUUCCUGUCCACAAGCUCAAGGAGCUGCAGGAGAACUUGGUGCGUUCACACUCAGCAGGUGUGGGGAACCCAUUGAGCCCAGAGAGAACCCGCAUGCUGCUCGCUCUCAGGAUCAAUGUCCUGGCCAAAGGGUACAGUGGGAUCUCUCUGGAAACCCUUCAUCAAAUGAUCCAGGCCUUUAACGCUUCCUGCCUCUCCUUUGUCCCGGAGAAGGGAACAGUGGGUGCUAGCGGCGACCUGGCACCACUCUCUCAUCUGGCUCUGGGGCUGAUGGGAGAGGGUAAAAUGUGGUCUCCAAAGAGCGGAUGGGCAGAUGCCAAAUAUGUCCUGGAGGCCCAUGGACUCAAGCCAAUAUCACUGAGGCCUAAAGAGGGCCUUGCUCUGAUCAACGGGACCCAGAUGAUCACCUCUCUGGGGGCGGAGGCCAUGGAGCGAGCCCUUGCGAUCGCCCGUCAGGCUGACAUCAUCGCUGCCCUCACCCUGGAGGUGCUAAAGGGAACCACCAAGGCGUUUGACAGUGACAUCCACAUGCUGCGGCCUCACCCAGGACAGAUAGAGGUGGCCCAGCGCUUCCGCUCGCUGCUGGACUCUGAUCACCAUCCAUCCGAAAUUGCAGAGAGCCACCGUUUCUGCGACAGAGUCCAGGAUGCCUACACCAUGCGAUGCUGUCCUCAGGUUCACGGAAUCGCCAACGACACAAUCAAAUUUGUCCAGAACAUCAUCAAUACCGAAAUCAACAGUGCCACUGACAACCCUAUGGUGUUUGCAGAAAGAGGUGAGACCAUUUCAGGUGGAAAUUUCCACGGAGAAUAUCCAGCAAAGGCUCUAGACUUUUUGGCCAUUGCAGUCCAUGAGCUGGCGUCUAUCAGUGAGAGGAGGAUCGAGAGGUUGUGUAACCCCUCCCUGAGCGAGCUGCCGGCCUUCCUCGUCAACGAGGGGGGACUCAACUCAGGAUUCAUGAUUGCCCACUGCACCGCUGCAUCACUGGUUUCAGAGAAUAAGGUUUUGUGCCAUCCAUCUUCUGUGGACUCCUUGUCCACCAGUGCUGCCACAGAGGACCAUGUGUCUAUGGGAGGCUGGGCUGCCAGGAAGUCCCUGAGGGUCAUCGAGCAUGUGGAGCAAGUUCUUGCUAUAGAGCUUCUGGCAGCCUGUCAGGGUAUCGAGUUCCUCCGCCCACUUCGUACCACCACUCCACUGGAGAAGGUCUAUGAACUCGUGCGCAGUGUGGUCAAGCCGUGGAUCAAAGACAGGUUCAUGUCUCCAGACAUCGAAGCCGUUCACCGUCUCCUACUUGACCAGAAGGUGUGGAAUGUGGCCAAACCUUACAUUGACAAGUAUCAGUCGGAGUACAUCCCCGAGUCCCGUCCCGGCUCCCCCACUGCCUUCUGCCUGGACUCUCCUGAAUCGCCGAGGAAGCGUGUCCGACAUGAGUAAAUGCCUGCCCAAUUCUUUUUAUUAUUAUUUUACAAUUUGGAAUUUCAAUGAAAACAAAAACAAAAUGUUUGAUUUAACAUUGAUUUGAAAAUGCAAUAUUGGUUUUCCCCGUGUUGACUAAGCAUCAUUUUAUCCAACAGCAUCAUUGUGAAUGUUUCCUUUACAAAGAUUAUAAUGUUCACUUUUCAUUGACACUGUCAGCGACGGAUGAAUUUAACUUUAUAUAUUUAGAGUUUAGAGUCUAGUUUGCAGUAAUGGGGAACUCAACAGUUUAACUUUGAGUUGUUUGUAAUGUAUAUUAGAUACCAGAAAAUGGGAUCAGAAUAUUAGUAGAAUUAAGUCCACUAACUAUGACCUCAAAAAUGUAUGUAAUCAAUACUUGAUACUGAACCUGGUCAUUUUAAUCUUUGUAAAGGAUGAAUAUGUUGCAACGCUGUUUCAGCGGAUUUCAUUAGAUUGUAUGGGUGUAGUUAAUAAAGUGGCCACAGACUGUACAGUAUGUUUCUAUACAGUAAUUGUUAGGUGUUGAACUUGCAUACCAUAUAUCCACUGCCCUAUACCACUGUGCAUUGGAGUUUUACCUAUGUACACUUGUGUUGUCUCUUUAAACUGUUUCUAAUUUAGUUAUUAUUGCCACAUUACUACCUCAGCCAUUUCAUAUCAAAUCUUUUUAAUGAUGUAACAUAAACAUUACUCUGAUAUGUUGUGUUUCUGCUAUAAUCAUAUGACAUCUUAAAUGAUGUUCAUCUUCAUGUUUUUAAACAUACAUUUUUUCAUCUAUAUGUUUGGAUAAAAAUAAAAUUUGAAGCGGAAAUUA
Molecule: messenger RNA, 2823 nt
Organism: Limanda limanda (common dab)
Lineage: Eukaryota; Metazoa; Chordata; Actinopteri; Pleuronectiformes; Pleuronectidae
Gene: hal
Product: histidine ammonia-lyase
Exons: 20
Coding region: 42-2006 (654 amino acids)
Biological process (GO): L-histidine catabolic process
Cellular component (GO): cytoplasm
Molecular function (GO): histidine ammonia-lyase activity
Source: RefSeq, a predicted model, not a curated record